UGAUUACUACUUAAGAGUCGGGGCUCGGCCGCUCAUUGGCUGAAUUUGCUCUCCACCCUUUUCAGCAACUUUUCAGGGAAAAACCUGUAAUUUCUGCAUUUGUCGAUUUCAUUACUGUAACAGUUCCCGAGAACGACCUACAGGACGGCAUCUUACCUGCUGUAGACAUCAUGCAUAAGGUUUUCUCCCGAUUCAAUGGCCCAUGUUUGGAUCGGGUAAAAUACUCCUACAAUGCCUUUACUGGCUUGGCAAAAUUCCAUCGGCCUAGUGGUGCAUUACUUAAAAAGUCUGCAGUUAAACACACAGCCCCUGACCUCCCUGAGAUGCCCCCAUGUAGCUUUACUCCAGAAGUAUACAAGGACAUGUCCAAAGAGCGUAUGAUGGAGAUUCGGAGACAGUACUGCAACCCAAUGACCAUGAAAGUGACCUACUACAAGAAGCCAGUGUACAUCCACCAGGGACACAUGCAGUGGCUGUGGGACGUGGACGGGAGGCGCUACCUAGACCUGUUCGCUGGCGUUGCCACUGUCAGCGUGGGGCACUGCCACCCAAAGGUGACAGAGGCGGCAGAGAAGCAACUGCGAAAGCUGUGGCACACAACUAACAUCUACGUGUAUUCCCCUCUGCAUGAGUACACUGAGAAGCUCGCUGCCACCCUGCCAGACCCGCUGAAGGUUAUCUACCUGACAAACAGUGGCUCUGAGGCCAACGACAUGGCUAUGCUCAUGGCUAGGCUACACACAGGAAACUUUGACGUCAUCACACUGAGGGGGUCCUACCAUGGUGGCAGUCCACAUACUAUGGGUCUCACCUCCAAUGCAGCCUAUAAGUAUCCUGUUGCCUCUGGGUUAGGCUGCCACAAUACCAUGUGUCCUGAUGUAUUUGCUGGCCCAUGGGGAGGAAGCAACUGUAGAGACUCCCCAGUCCAGACCAUUAGGGACUGUAGCUGUCCUCAAGGAUCAUGUACGGCGAAUGACAAAUACAUUGGGCAGCUGAACGAGGUCUUUGCCACCAGUGUUCCCAGUCGUAUCGCAGCUUUCUUCGCUGAACCUAUUAUGGGAGUUGGAGGAGCUGUCCAGUACCCCAAGAACUUCCUGAAGGAUACCUACAAACUUGUGAGGGAGAGAGGUGGGGUCUGCAUUGCAGAUGAGGUCCAGACAGGGUUUGGCCGCACAGGAAGUCACUUCUGGGGGUUCCAAGGUCAUGAUGUCAUACCAGACAUGGUCACCAUGGCAAAGGGCAUCGCUAAUGGCUUUCCUAUGGGAGCGGUUGUCACGACACCUGAGAUUGCCGCUUCAUUUGCCAAGGGAGUUCACUUCAACACGUUCGGCGGUAAUCCUGUGGCUUGUGCCAUCGCCUCAUCUGUUCUGGAUACCAUGGAGGAGGAUGGCACGCAGCAGAUCAGCCACGAUGUGGGGACUUAUCUGCUGACAGAGCUGGCCAAGAUGAGGGACAAGUAUGAGAUCAUCGGGGAUGUCCGAGGGAAGGGACUGCAGAUUGGAGUGGAGAUGGUGAAAGAUAAGGCGAGCCGCAAACCUCUCCCACCAGCAGCCAUGAGCGAGAUCUUCGAAGAUACCAAAGACAUGGGUGUUCUGAUUGGGAAGGGAGGAGUGUAUGGACAGACAUUCCGGAUCAAGCCCCCUAUGUGUAUCACCAGGGACGAUGCAGACUUCUUCUUGGCUGUGUUUAACCAGGCCCUACACAACUACAUGGAAGAUCAUCAUUAGGCCUGGCUUUCACCUGGUCACUUCUUUCAGAUAGAUCAAAGGAGGAGUAUAGAUUUUAGGCAACUGAGAAAAAGACAGGCACUUCAAUCACCAUUCAUCCAUGUGAAUAAGAAAGACACUAGAGGACCCUCAUCUCUCCCACACGAUGCAGGACAUCAUCAACGAUCAAAAGCCCUACAUACAAAAUGCAUGACGAUGGCGUUUGAGGUAGCCUGGACCCAGGUCUGUUUUGUCUUACAUGACCACGAUCAUAGGAGUUGGGUUUUACAGCACAAACAGAUCUGGGACCAGGCUAGCGUUGGGGUGUCAGUCCACUGGAUAUGAGCCUUAACCAGAUUUAGAUAUGGCACCAUGCUUUCUGUUGUUCAAAUUGACUCCAUGCAGACACGGGCUGGAAUGUGGUUUUAACCAAUAAGCAUUCAGGAUUAGACUCACCCGCUGUAUAAUGUUCACUACAUGUAGCUUUUGAGGCACAUAAAUGAGUUGAUUGUAAUCACAUGUAGAAAACCUGGAGGGAAAACUGUGUUUAUGUGAAGAUUUACUGACAUCUGUUUGUCUCUGUACUGAAACUAAUUUUGUUGUAGGUUUAAAAUGUGUAUAUAUUUUUUUAAAUGUUAUUGAUUAGUCUUAACUGUGAAUAUAUUCACUUUUAACCCGAGGAAAGGAAACUAGUCAAAUAAAUCCAUGGUACACCUGCCCACAUACUGCCAGUGAGAGAGCCAUGGACAAACUUUGGGUCAAAAUCUGAAAUAAAGUUGACCAGUAUUUUUA
Messenger RNA from Salmo salar (Atlantic salmon), 2498 nucleotides. NCBI's taxonomy places the organism in Eukaryota, Metazoa, Chordata, Actinopteri, Salmoniformes, Salmonidae. The record is from RefSeq and is a predicted model, not a curated record.